Messenger RNA from Odobenus rosmarus divergens (Pacific walrus), 3342 nucleotides. RefSeq names its product BOC cell adhesion associated, oncogene regulated (gene BOC). NCBI's taxonomy places the organism in Eukaryota, Metazoa, Chordata, Mammalia, Carnivora, Odobenidae. Gene Ontology annotation, biological process: cell-cell adhesion; nervous system development; axon guidance. The transcript has 18 exons. Gene Ontology annotation, cellular component: plasma membrane; axon. The record is from RefSeq and is a predicted model, not a curated record. Bases 10 to 3342 code for a protein of 1110 amino acids. Gene Ontology annotation, molecular function: protein binding.
CAUGGGACGAUGACAACUCAGAGAGAAAAAAGGCCCGAGGUCACCCUCGCUUGCCUCCUCUUAGCCGCGGCAGGCUGCUUUGCCGACUUGAACCAGGUCCCUCAGGUCACUGUCCAGCCUUCUUCCACGGUCCAGAAGCUCGGAGGAGCGGUGAUCCUGGGCUGCGUCGUGGAGCCCCCGUGGAUGAACACCACCUGGCGCCUGAAUGGGAAGGAGCUGAAUGGCUCAGAUGAUGCCCUGGGCAUCCUCAUCACCCGCGGGACCCUCGUCAUCACCGCCCUCAGCAACCACACCGUGGGACGGUACCAGUGUGUGGCCCGGAUGCCUGCAGGAGCUGUGGCCAGCGUGCCGGCCACUGUGACGCUAGCCAACCUCCAGGACUUCAAGUUGGACGUGCAGCACGUGAUUGAAGUAGAUGAGGGGAACACAGCGGUCAUUGCCUGCCACCUUCCUGAGAGCCACCCAAAAGCCCAGGUCCGAUACAGUGUCAAGCAAGAGUGGCUAGAGGCAUCUAGAGAUAACUACCUGAUCAUGCCGUCGGGAAACCUCCAGAUUGUGAACGCGAGCCAGGAGGAUGAGGGAAUGUACAAGUGUGCUGCCUACAACCCAGUGACCCAGGAAGUGAAAACCUCAGGCUCCAGUGAUAGGCUCCGCGUGCGCCGUUCCACUGCCGAGGCUGCUCGCAUCAUCUACCCACCAGAGGCCCAGACCAUCAUCGUCACCAAGGGCCAGAGUCUGAUCCUGGAGUGUGUGGCCAGUGGGAUCCCACCCCCACGGGUCACCUGGGCCAAGGAUGGGUCCAGUGUUGCCGGCUACAACAAGACACGCUUCCUGCUGAGCAACCUUCUCAUCGACGCCACCAGUGAGGAGGACUCGGGGACUUACCGCUGCAUGGCCGACAACGGGGUUGGGGAACCUGGUGCAGCAGUCAUCCUCUAUAACGUCCAGGUAUUUGAACCCCCUGAGGUCACCAUGGAGCUGUCCCAGCUGAUCAUCCCAUGGGGCCAGAGUGCCAAGCUCACCUGUGAGGUGCGUGGGAAGCCCCCGCCCUCUGUGCUAUGGCUGAGGAAUGCCGUGCCCCUCGCCUCUAGCCCACGCCUCCGACUGUCUCGCGGGGCCCUGCGGGUAGUCAGCGUAGGGCCUGAGGACGAAGGCGUCUACCAGUGCAUGGCUGAGAACGAAGUUGGGAGUGCCCAUGCCGUGGUCCAGCUGAGGACCGCCAGGCCAGCUACAACCCUGAGGCCAUGGCAGGACGCUAAGCUGGACACUGCCACCCCUUCCAUGCUGCCCUCCAGACCUGGAAGCCCUGACCAGAUGCUAAGGGGGAGCCCAGGGCUCCCAAAGCCCCUGACAUCAGUGCAGCCAGCUUCCCCACAGUGCCCUGGAGAGAAGGGGCAGGUGGCUCCUGCUGAGGCACCCAUCAUCCUCAGCUCACCCCGGACCUCCAAGACGGACUCAUAUGAGCUGGUGUGGCGGCCUCGGCACGAGGGUGGUGGCCAGGCGCCAAUCCUCUACUACGUGGUGAAACACCGCAAGGUCACAAACUCCUCUGACAAUUGGACCGUCUCCAGCAUUGCAGCCAGCCAGCACCGCCUGACCCUCACCAGACUCGACCCUGGGAGCUUGUAUGAAGUGGAGAUGGCAGCUUACAACUGUGGAGGCGAAGGCCAGACAGCCAUGGUCACCUUCCGAACUGGACGGCGACCCAAACCUGACGUCAUGGCCAGCAAGGAGCAGCAGAUCCAGAGAGACGACCCCGGAGCCAGCCCCCAGAGCAGCAGUCAGCCAGACCACGGCCGCCUCUCUCCCCCUGAAGCUCCGGACAGGCCCACUAUCUCCAUGGCCUCUGAGACGUCAGUGUAUGUGACCUGGAUUCCCCGUGGGAAUGGUGGUUUCCCAAUCCAAUCCUUCCGUGUGGAGUACAAGAAGCUAAAGAAAGUGGGGGACUGGAUUCUGGCCACCAGUGCCAUCCCUCCUUCCCGGCUCUCGGUGGAGAUCACUGGCCUAGAGAAAGGCACCUCCUACAAGUUCCGGGUCAGGGCUCUGAACAUGCUGGGGGAGAGUGAGCCCAGCGCCCCCUCCCGGCCGUAUGUGGUGUCGAGCUAUAGUGGCCGUGUGUACGAGAGGCCUGUGGCAGGCCCUUACAUCACCUUCACCGAUGCUGUCAACGAGACCACCAUCAUGCUCAAGUGGAUGUAUAUUCCAGCAAGUAACAACAACACCCCAAUCCAUGGCUUUUAUAUCUAUUAUCGACCCACAGACAGUGACAAUGAUAGUGACUACAAGAAGGAUAUGGUGGAAGGGGAUCGAUACUGGCACUCCAUCAGCCACCUGCAGCCAGAGACCUCCUACGACAUUAAGAUGCAGUGCUUCAAUGAGGGCGGGGAGAGUGAGUUCAGCAACGUGAUGAUCUGCGAAACCAAAGCCCGGAAGUCUUCUGGUCAGCCCGGUCGACUCCCACCCCCAACUCUGGCCCCACCUCAGCUGCCACCCCCAGAAACCGCAGAGCGGCCUGUGGGCACCGGGGCCAUGGUGGCACGCUCCAGCGACCUGCCCUACCUGAUUGUUGGGGUUGUCCUGGGCUCCAUCGUCCUCAUCAUUGUCGCCUUCAUCCCCUUCUGUUUGUGGAGGGCCUGGUCUAAGCAAAAACAUACCACAGACCUGGGUUUUCCUCGAGGUGCCCUUCUGUCCUCCCCCUGCCAAUAUACUAUGGUACCACUGGGAGGACUCCCAGGCCAACAGGCCAAUGGGCAGCCCUACCUCAGUGGCACCAGUAGCCGGGCCUGUGCCCGUGGGAUCCAUGUGAACAGGGGCUGCCCUGCAGCUGCCCUGGCCUACCCAGGCGUGAAAGCUCAGCAGCACUGCCCAGGGGUGCUUCAGCAGCAGGAAGACACCAGCGGCCUGCUAAAGCAGACCAUUCUUGGCACUGGAUAUGACCCCCCCAGUCACCAGAUUCCCAGGGGUCCCAAGUCUAGCCCAGACGAGGGCUCUUUCUUAUAUACACUGCCUGAUGACUCAGCUCACCUGCUGCUCCAGCCCCACCAAGACUGCCGCCACCUCCAGGAACAGCCCGCCGCCACAGGCCAGUCAGGCACGAGGAACGUACCCCAGAGCCCUGGGCUGGAAGCAACCUGGGACCCUCUUUUUCACCGAGGGCCCCCGUGCUGCUUGGGCCUUGUACCAGUUGAAGAGGUGGACAGUCCUAACUCCUGCCAAGUGGGUGGAGGAGACUGGUGUUCCCAGCACCCCACAGGGGCCUACAUAGGGCAGGAACUUGGGAUGCGGCUCUCCCCCAGCUCACCAGUGCACGUAGCUUUUGAAACACCACCUCCUACAAUUUAG